This is a messenger RNA of Columba livia (rock pigeon), 600 nucleotides long. RefSeq names its product olfactory receptor 14J1-like. The record is from RefSeq and is a predicted model, not a curated record. Gene Ontology annotation, biological process: G protein-coupled receptor signaling pathway. Lineage: Eukaryota; Metazoa; Chordata; Aves; Columbiformes; Columbidae. The transcript is spliced from 2 exons. Gene Ontology annotation, cellular component: membrane. Gene Ontology annotation, molecular function: olfactory receptor activity; odorant binding. The coding region runs from base 1 to 600 and encodes 199 amino acids.
AUGUCCUACGACUGCUACGCUGCCAUCUGCAAAGCCCUGCACUACGGGACCCUCCUGGGCAGCAGAGCUUGUGUCCACAUGGCAGCAGCUGCCUGGGCCACUGGGUUUCUCAAUGCUCUGCUGCACACGGCCAAUACAUUUUCACUGCCCCUGUGCAAGGGCAAUGCCCUGGGCCAGUUCUUCUGUGAAAUCCCCCACAUCCUCAAGCUCUCCUGCUCACACUCCUACCUCAGGGAACUUGGGCUUAUUGUGGUCAGUGCCUGUUUGGCAUUUGGCUGUUUUGUGUUCAUUGUGGUGUCCUAUGUGCAGAUCUUCUGGGCCGUGCUGAGGAUCCCCUCUGAGCAGGGACGGCACAAAGCCUUUUCCACCUGCCUCCCUCACCUGGCCGUGGUCUCCCUGUUCCUCAGCACUGCCUUGUUUGCCCACCUGAAGCCCCCCUCCAUCUCCUCCCCAUCCCUGGACCUGGUGGUGUCAGUUCUGUACUCAGUGGUGCCUCCAAGAGCACUUUCAGUGCCUUUGAAGAUGAUGCAAACCUGUGUGGAGGCCCUGAGCAACCUCACCUGGUUCACCCUGAGCAGGAGAGUGAGACAAGAAGAGUGA